AUGGCCACCGCACACGCCCUGCCGGUGCUGUUCCCGCCCGGCCCGAGCCGAAAGACCAUCCUCGUCGUCCGGCACGCACAGAGCGAGCUCAACGCCCACAAGCACGCGCCCGACUCAGGCGGCAUCGCCACGGCGCCGCAGGCUUGGCGCGCCGAUGCCCCGCUCUCAGCCCUCGGUCGCGAGCAGGCUGCAGAGGCGGCGGCGGCGGUGGCGGAGCUGUCCGAGGCAGCAACGGCGGCGGUGGUGGCGGCGGCACCACUGGCACGGUCGCUGCAGACCGCCCUGGCCGUCUCGGACGCCCUCGGCGGGAGUCUGCCCAUCGCCGUCUCGCCGCUGCUCCGCGAGGCGACCAAGAAGCGGCCCAUCGGCCGUCCACUCGCUGAUCUCCGCGCAGAGUUUACCGAUCCGCGCUUCGACUGGACAGACGCCACCGACGACUCGUGGAUCGCCAGUGUCGAGGAUGUUAAGGCCGCCCCGGCCCGUGCUGAGGCUGCCCGCGCCUGGAUCGCCGCACGGCCCGAGCCUGAUCUUGUCCUCAUCACCCACGGCACCUUCUUCAAGCUUCUCUCCGGCACGCAGCUCAAGCUGGUCAACGCCGAGCUCCGCUCUCUCAUCGUCGAGCCCUCGGGCGCUGCCGUCCUCUCGCCGCCGCUCUUCCGCCUUGCCUCAGCCGCCCACAAUGACGACUCGGACGCCCCCGACUCCGAUCCCGCUGCCGACCCCGCUCCUGCGCCCGCCCCUGCCCCCGACUCGCUCGAAGACUUGGCGCGGCUGCUCUCCUCGCAGAUCCGCGGCUCAGACUGGCUCUCGGCCAACCCGGCCACGGGCCCGACUCUGCUCGAGCUUGCCGCCGAGCUGACCGCGGGCACAUCACCACCAGCCGACGACCAGCCAGGGCAAUGA
This is a messenger RNA of Thecamonas trahens ATCC 50062, 903 nucleotides long. RefSeq lists its product as uncharacterized. Gene Ontology annotation, cellular component: cytoplasm. Gene Ontology annotation, molecular function: phosphatase activity. NCBI's taxonomy places the organism in Eukaryota, Apusomonadida, Apusomonadidae. The record is from RefSeq and is a predicted model, not a curated record. Bases 1 to 903 code for a protein of 300 amino acids. The transcript has a single exon.